UCGUUUCUAAAUCUAAGUUUUUUUAAAAGAUUUCAGUAUGAUACAUAUAGAGUAGAUGUCUAAAUCGACACUCAAAAAAAGAAUUUAUGUAGAUUAAUAUGUAGUUUAUAUUAAAAUCUCUCUAAAAAGGUUUAUAUUUAGAAACGGGGGGAUAGAUGAUAAAGAACGUACGAUCACGUACUUCAUUCUCCACUGAAAGGCUCAGAAAUGAAUUAUCGAUACUAGAGUGCGGCGUUUCGAUGCCUAGACUCAUCUACACCUGGUCAGGAAAAAAUUCAAAACAAAUACUAGAAAAAAUCAACAAAUUCUAAAAAACUUUUGUGUAGUAGAUAAUUUGAUGCGUGAGGUUCGCUUCAAUUUUUAAAUCAUUUGAACAUCUGAGUAGCUCUCAGGAAAAAAGACAAAUCGGGUCAGAACAAUAUAUAAACAGUAAACUAUUUUACAGACCCCGAAUUUGUCUUUUUUGCUAAGAGCUGCUCAGGUGUCGAAAUGAUUUGAAAAUUAAAGCGAACCUCACACAAAAAUUAUCUACCAUAAAAAAAUUGAAUUUUUUUAGUAUUUAUUUAAAAAAAUUCGUGAGCGAGGGUGCAGAUGAGCCUGUGCUCAGAAAUGAAUUGUCGAUACUAUUACUACUUCAUUAGGCGGGCAUCUGUACCACGCGUCAAGAAUGAAACGCCACACAGCGUGCACGCACGCGCGCGCACUAUAUAGAUGGGCUUGCACACGCCCCAUGAGAUCAAACAAUACAAUUCCAUAUUCACCAUGCAGCAGUCUCCUAAUAAUGUGGCUCCCAACACCAAACACCCACCACCUUCCUUGGUCCGUGCUGGAGCUAGAGCCAACUGGUUCCGCUCCGGCCACCUCGCCAUGAUCUCCGGCCAAUCACGUCGAACCCGCCGUGUGAAGGCCCUUGCCGUCCCUGCGUCUGGCUCCCGGGACGUCUGCAGCGACAACAUCAGCCAAGAAAUAAAACCAAGUUCAAUUAGGGCGGACAAGUUCUUCCAAGUGGAGAUGACCGUCCGUGACAACGAUCUUGACCAGUAUGGAGUCGUUAACAACGCCAUUUAUGUCGCUUAUAUCCACAACGCUCGAGAGGAGCUGGCUGCGAGCAUUGGCUUCAGCAUGGCCUCCGUAGCACGCACAGGCAACGCGAUGGCACUCUUGGAACUGAACCUCAAGUACUUCAAGCCUCUACUGCGAGGCGCCAAAUUUGUCGUCAAGGUGAGGGUUGUCCAGAUAAAGGGUGCGAGGAUACUUGUUGAACAUUUCAUCGAGACACUACCGGGUCAUGAGCUUAUUUUGGAAGCGACGGCGACUGUCGUCUGCCUCAACAAGGACUACCGUCCGACCCGCGUCUUCCCGGAGAUGUCAUCCAAGCUGCAGCAAUUCUUCUCAACCCGGGACGGCUAGCGUGAAGAUCAACUUACAAACUAUCUUGUGCGUGCUUAUAUGUGUCUCAAAUGAAUAAAAGUGCAUUUACA
Molecule: messenger RNA, 1481 nt
Organism: Triticum aestivum (bread wheat)
Lineage: Eukaryota; Viridiplantae; Streptophyta; Magnoliopsida; Poales; Poaceae
Product: acyl-acyl carrier protein thioesterase TE3, chloroplastic
Exons: 5
Coding region: 712-1410 (232 amino acids)
Cellular component (GO): chloroplast
Molecular function (GO): fatty acyl-[ACP] hydrolase activity
Source: RefSeq, a predicted model, not a curated record